Molecule: messenger RNA, 1691 nt
Organism: Oryza sativa Japonica Group (Japanese rice)
Lineage: Eukaryota; Viridiplantae; Streptophyta; Magnoliopsida; Poales; Poaceae
Source: RefSeq, a predicted model, not a curated record
UUGUACAAAUCCAAACGAGGCGAGGCGAACCUUCGAGAAGCUUCGAGAAGGUUGUGGUUGAGGUCGAGGAGGGGAGGGGGGGGAGAUGGCGGCGGGAGGUGGUGGGGGAGGAGGAGGAGGAGGAGGAGGAGGGGAGGGGUUCGAGGAGCGGGUGAAGCGGCUGUUCGGGUCGAGGCUGUUCGACGACGUGCCGGGGUCGUCCUUCCCGGCGGCGUCGUGGUCGGUGGCGGCCGGGGACGUGGAGCGGCGGCGGUGGGCGAAGCCGUCGGAGGCCCGCGACGAGGAGGAGGCGAGGGAGGGGGCCGACGCCGCCGACCGCGGGGACACGCCCUGCGCCUCCGCGUUCUACGACGACAACGGGUGCCUCCGCGCGGGGACGCGGCGGCGGCGGCGGAGUAAGCAGGAGGAGUUCGAGGGCGACCUCGAUGAAGAAGACGAGGAGGAGGAGGAGGAGGAGAAGGAGAGGGGUGGCGGCGGCGGCAAGCAGCAGCAGGAGGAGGACGAGGAGGAGGGGGUUAGGGUUUCCAUCGGCCUCGACCCGACUCUGGAUCGAGAGGAAGAAGAGGACAAGUAUGACAGAGAGGCAUUUGGUAGAGAGGAUGCUUUUGACCGUGUAUACAUGAAUGAAAUCAUGGAUGAUGGCAUUAACAUGAGCAUCAACACUGUGGUGCCUGACAUCCUUGAUGAUUCCGUUGAGGAGAUCCACCGCUUCUCAAGGGAUCCCAGAGCAGAUAUGGGUGCGGCAUCCGCAAGACUCAAGGAGUACGAUAGUUCAGCUAAAGGUGGCACGUGUUCUCUAGCUCAGCCAAAUGAAUUCCCAAGUGGCAGGAUACAAGCAAUGAAAACCGAUGAUGCUAACGUGAAACCUAUACUGAAGCGGAAGGAGGAGCAAGGCGAUUCAAAGCCAAGGAAACGUGUCAAGUUUGCUGCUGAUGUUAAGGACCAAUCGGCAGAGCUGCCUGAACAGGAUGAAGAUUCUCCCAUGGUUCCUCAAUCCAUGGAUUUGGUCAUAGGGAAGGACUCAUCCACUCCAUCUGAGUCUCCUGGGGUUCCUGACUAUGUUAAGAACCCUGCAAAGUAUACACGUUACACUCUGGACACUCCAGAAUGUAACGAUGAAACUAACAGGAGAGCUUUUGCCGACCUGCAUGAUAUAUUAAGGAGAAUGGAACCAGAGCCUGAGGCACCACCAGUUGAGAUACCUACUUCAGUUACGUUCAUCCCACGGAAGAAGACAAUCGAUGCAAUGACAGUAGAUGAGGGUCCCAAAUCCAAUGAUGCAAACUCAUCUCUCAUUGGUCUGGCGGCAGGUGCCUCUGAUGAAACUGAGCAAUGCGAAAUGGAUGAAGAUGAUCCUAAAGCAUUGUUACCGCCACAGGUCCAAACCAACACGAAGAUGAACUCCCGUCGUUACAGAUCAAGUAGAACUGAUGAUGAGUAAAAUUGACGGUACCCUUGUCUCUUCAGUUUAAUGUUGUAAUACAAUCUACAAAUUUGAGGUUCCAAUGUUGGAGUAGUUGCUAUGCAAGUUGAGGAGAUAUGUUGAUGUACUUUUGCUUUGAUCUUCUGAUCUGAGCUAACCAGUUAUAAUUCUACUGUGGUACUUAUUGUUUAAUUAAUCUUGUACUGGGAGCUACUGUGGUCCUGUGGAUGUUGAUGUAAACUUUUACUGGUAAGCUGACUUUACUGAA